Messenger RNA from Anastrepha ludens (Mexican fruit fly), 5369 nucleotides. RefSeq names its product phospholipid-transporting ATPase ABCA1 (gene Eato). The transcript has 23 exons. Gene Ontology annotation, molecular function: ATP hydrolysis activity; lipid carrier activity; ATP binding. The record is from RefSeq and is a predicted model, not a curated record. Gene Ontology annotation, cellular component: intracellular membrane-bounded organelle; membrane. NCBI's taxonomy places the organism in Eukaryota, Metazoa, Arthropoda, Insecta, Diptera, Tephritidae. Gene Ontology annotation, biological process: transmembrane transport; lipid transport. The coding region runs from base 265 to 4992 and encodes 1575 amino acids.
GGGCUGUAAUAAUCGAUUUGUGUAUCGUUACGUGUAAACAACAUUUUAUUGUAACUUGUGAUGCGUAUUGUAAUAUACAAAUAAUAAACGUUUUGUAAGACCAACUAUUAGUAGUGAAAAUCAUUCGCUGCUUUAAAUUUCUCAAGCGGCAGAAAUCCAUGAAUAACUUUUACUACACGUUUGAACUUUGAUAUUUUUUGGUAUAGAGGAAAUUUUGUUAACGGGAUUUUGUUGGAAGAUCUGUGAAUUGAAUACUAAGAAAAAAUGAGGGAGAGCAUACGUCUUUUCCGCAUUUUCAUAUGGAAGAAUUGGCGACAGAUUCGAUACUCAUGGGCAUCUCUGUUUUCAAUAUUUGUCGGAUGCUCUGGUAUUUUCGUUGUUUACUUAAUUUCAACAAAUACGCUUUUGACAACGCCCCAAACAACCUACUAUAGACGAGACUCUUACGAUCUUAAGUCGGAUUUUCCUACCAAUGAAGUUGAUCGGAUUUUCUAUGCUCCAAGCACUUCCCAAACAGAUUUACUAAUGGAAGCUGUACGUCAAGAACUUCAGUAUCCAGUGGAUGGGAUAAAGGUCUUUAACGAUUCUGCUGGAAUGGUUCGAGAAAUGGAACGCAGCUGUAAAGGAAAUUGCUAUGCUGUACAUUUUCUUCAUUAUCCCUUGAAUGUAGAAUACGAAAAGUUACAGUAUUCAAUAAGAUCGACGAUUAUACGAAUAUCGCCUAAGAAACGUUAUGUUAACGACGAGGAGGUUGCUGGAAUCAAAGAUGAUGAUGACUAUAUUCGAUCUGGUUUUAUGACCUUGCAACACGUAAUCGAUAAAAUCUUCAUAACAAUUCACAACCCGAGCAACACCAUUAAUUUUGACUUCGAAAUCGCUUCAAUGCCUACGAUUGCCCAAAAGACAAUAGAGUCGCAGCGUAUUAUUUGGGUUGGUUCGUUGUAUUCAAUUAUAUUUAAUGUAUUAUUGCUCAGCACAUUUCUUGUACCUCUCGUCGAAGAAAAACAAAAUGGAAUCAAGGAAUUUUUGGCCAUAGCAACACCUAUGAAUUUCUUAAAUGGAGUUAGCUUUUUCGUGAUCAGAUUAUUGAUGUACGGAGUAUUUACAGCGGUAGUCCUAAUUGCCGGAGGGCUUUAUCAGGCUUUUAGUCCUAUUGUUCCUAUUGUAUACAUCAUAAUCUUAUUCACUCUAUACAUACUUUCUGCGAUGUCAUACACAUAUCUCAUAUCAGUAUUUUUCCACUCAGUAUUCCAUGCAAAAGUUGGCGGACUCUUGCUGCUGGUUAUGCCAUAUAUUCUAUAUUUCUCAAAAGGAGGAUUUUCUACUCUGGCAAACAUUUUUAGCACAAAAACUUUUAUGGAAGGGAUUAAAAAUUUUCAAAUCUUCACGAACAAGUAUCGCGAAGUUGGUCCAAGUGUGCUUAAUAUAAACAUUACGGAAUCCUCAUUUACAGUAAUGGCGGUUUAUAGUAUUUUAAUUGGCCAGUGUUUAAUAUACGCCCUACUAUAUAACUACUUGUCAUACAUUUUCCCUGGCCCCGGAAGUCUGAAAAGAUCGUACCUUUUUCCCAUUAUGUCAUUGUGGAAGAGAAAUAAACCAAGCACUGAAUAUACAACUAGUAAAAUAGGCACAGAUGCAAUUAUAAUUCAAAACCUUAAGAAAGUUUUUAAAAAACCAAGGCGCGUCAUAUCGGAUGAUCUGAAUAUGGUAAUUAAGAACAAACAAAUUACUGUUCUCCUUGGGCAUAACGGAGUGGGAAAAACUACUACGCUGAACAUGAUUAUGGGUUCCGAACAGCAAGAUUCGGGGAAAAUAACGGUUUGUGGAGAGGGCGAGGUUGGCUCCUAUCGCCAUUUGAUUGGAUAUUGUCCCCAACAUAGUGUUUUUAUGCCUUACAUGACUUGUGCUGAACAUUUGAAUUUUUUUGCUCAGGUGCGAGGCAUGUCGGAACAAGAAGCUUGCAAAAUUACGGAUGAAUUAUUAAUUAGGCUUAACUUACAAGACAAAGAAAAUGAGUUCGGCAACUGUCUAUCAGGUGGUAUGAAGCGAAGGUUGUCCCUGGGAAUUGCGAUUGCUGGUAAUACAAAAGUCGUAAUACUAGAUGAACCGUCUUCUGGUUUAGAUAUUGAGUCACGACGUGAGCUAUGGGACAUAUUACUUAAGUUGCGGAAAAUAAAAGCUGUGUUAAUCACUACACAUCACAUGGAAGAAGCGGAAGUGUUAGGUGACACAAUUGCUAUACUAGCUAAUGGACGUGUUCAUUGCUCAGGAUCACCGUUAGAAUUAAAACGUAAGAUCGGACGGGGAUAUGUACUAAAAUUGUGCAUAAGCAACCAUCAGAAUGAACAAGCGAUUUUACAAAUAAUACAACAUGACAUACCUACUGCAAAAAUUUUGACUAUAGUGCCACCUGCAAUGCACAUAAGUUUACCAUACGAAAACAAGAGUGAAUACAGUCAAGUAUUGCAUCAAUUAGAGACUAGACAAGAGGAACUGGGCAUUGACUCAAUUUCUUUAUCUGAUGCUUCGUUGGAGGACGUUUUCCUCAACUGUUUAUACGAAAUUGACGUUGUGGAUGGUAUGGGAACGGAAGAAGAGACACCUUUGUAUAUUCCCUUUGAAACUCGCGAACCUUCGGUAGACUGGAAAGAACAAUUUCGAGCGAUAUUUUAUAAGAAGUUUAUAUUUAUUAAAAAUCAGUGGGCUUAUACAUUGCUAAUGGUGUUACUUCCAAUGUUGAGCCUCGUUAUUGCAUUGGCCCUAAUGCAUUCCAUGUCGCUGGUAACUAAUGAAGACAAGUUGACCUUGAAUCUAACACAUAUCCAACGAGGCAUUAUUUUGAUCGAUGGUUCCAAUGCCGAAAUCGUAGAUAUGUUAAAAACGGAAAUUAAGAAGUAUGAUGGCAUUCAGGUGGAACAUCUAGCUGGUAAAAGAGGCGACAACGUAACAGAUUUGUUGAUAAAUCUGCAGACUGAAAAUCUGGCAUAUUUUUUGGAAAACUAUAUUGGUGUAAUUGAUUUAUAUAAUGAAGACAAUGGCAAUUUGAAAUUCAACAUAUAUUUUUCGGGCAAUAUUUACCAUAGUUCGGUAAUUUUAAUGAACUUAGUUGACGAUACUAUUGCGCGUUGGAAAAUGGGCCAAAAUGCAGGUAUCGAAACAACCUAUGCGCCUAUUAGAAGAUACAUUACGGAUGUAAGCCCGACGCGGUUGGAAUACUUUGCGGUCAUAAUACCCAUAGGACUGUUUUUCAGCAUAUUCUUUUAUGUAGCAUUGCCCUUUCAUGAGCAUGCAAGUGGUUUCAAACAAUUACAAGCAAUACCGCGAUCAGUUUUUUGGCUUUCCACUUUUGCUUUUGAUGCUACACUGCACUUUUUCGUCUGCCUAUUUUUGUGCCUAUUACAAGCACUAUUGAUGCCGAACGAAUUGUAUAGUUUAUCCGAGCAACUUAUCAUCAUUGCGUCUAUAUUUUUCUACGGAUGUAGUUACCUUCCAAUUUUAUACAGCUUGGCAAAUGCUUUCCGUUCGAUAUCUACCAUUUCAACGUAUAUGCUUUUUAUGCUUAUUGUGUCAGCUAUUGUACCCUUAAUAACAUCCGGCAACGUGCGUGCUAUGGAGUAUCACGAAGGAAAAAUUUUUAUACUGAUGCUGCUGCCGGAUUUCAAUUUCAAUCAUCAAAUGCGUAUUUUGAAUGAACGGUUUUUACUUACCCGCCGAAAUGAACUGACAGCUACAUCUGGAUUACCAACAGUUCUUAAUGUUGAAACUUUCUUUUUUGAAGCUAUUGUAGUUUCAAUUAUCGUAAUGACACUGUUUGUGGGCGUUCUAGAGGACAAAUAUAAAUGUGAGCAAAUUAAGGGCCUAUUUAAAUGCUAUCAAUGUCGGCAAAUUACUGUUAAUAACAGCGAGAAUCUCGAUGUGGAUGAAGAACUUGCAACAAAUGAAAAAAUGAUGGUCGCUGAAAUUUUGAGUGAGAAAACUGAAUACAGAUAUCCCUUGCUCGUCAAUAAUUUAUAUAAAUUCUACGAACGUAAAGUGGCAGUAUGUGGUAUAAAUUUUGUUGUAAAAAAACAAGAGUGUUUCGGCUUACUCGGCGUCAACGGUGCCGGCAAAACCUCAACUUUUCAGAUGAUUGCUGCAAAUAGGACUAUUACGGGGGGCACCAUUAAAAUAAAUGGCAUCGACAUCAUAGAAAGCGAGUCAAAAUAUCGUUAUUGUUUUGGUUAUUGCCCGCAAACCGAUUGCCUAAACGAAUUCAUGACAGCGUAUCAAACUUUGUUCUACAUGGCAAAGUUGCGCGGCAUUUCAGAUUCAUCGAAAGCAAAUGAUGAAGUCUUAUAUUGGUUGCAGCAGUUAGAUCUUCGAAAAUAUAAAAACGUAGAAGUGCGUCAGUAUUCUGGCGGAACUAAACGUAAAUUAAACGCGGCAUUAGCUAUGAUUGGCAGUCCUUCGCUUGUAUUGUUGGAUGAACCAACAACAGGAGUGGAUCCGGAAUCUCGUCGUUUUCUGUGGAAAUGUAUAAAGGACUAUCAACACCGGGGAAAAACUGUUGUACUUACAUCGCACAGUAUGGAUGAAUGUGAACAGCUGUGCAAUAGACUGGCAAUAAUGACUGGUGGAAAAUUUAAAUGCUCUGGAUUCGUACCAGACUUGAAAAAGCGUUUUGGGAGUGGUUUUACAAUUAAAAUCAAAUUAAAGUCUGAAGAAGAACAUGUGGUUAAUGACGUAACAGAGGAGUUGAGUAAAAUAUUCACUGAUUGCCAGUUGAGAGAAAAUCAUGCUGGCAUUGUUACAUAUUUUAUUAAGAACAUUAAUGAUCUUAAGUGGUCGGAUAUUUUCAUUAAUACGGAAGCCUUCAGUAGUGAAUGGGCGCACUUUGUUGAAGAUUAUUCAGUUAAUGAAACAACACUGGAGGAUAUAUUCUUAAAAUUUGAAAAGAACAAAGGAAGAACGAGUGAACACCAACUAAGUCAUUCAAAUGAGAUUGAACCAUGAAUCUAGAAUAACUAAAUAUAGUACGACAUUCUCUCAUUUAUAUCAUGUUCUAUUUGUUCGUUUUAUUGUAAUUCAUGCCGAAAAUUCUGCAGUCUAAGAAAAUAUUUUUGAAAACAAAUAUUGUAUACGUCAUGCAGUUUAUAUGAAAAUAUUUAUAUAUACAUACAUACAUAUGUUCAUUUUUUUUUUAAAUAAGAUAUUAAUGUAUAUCAUUUUCUGUAACUAUUUAAAAUUUUAUUACGCAUUAGCAAUAAGGAUGUGAAAGUUCGUCUAAAUUCCUGCAGGUGUAUAUGUAUGAAUAAGUAUUAACGUAGAGAGAGUUGAGAGAUUCGGAAAAAACUCUAUGAAUAAGUAAAAAUCCAUUUUAAAAAAUCAAA